Molecule: messenger RNA, 2310 nt
Organism: Durotheca rogersii
Lineage: Eukaryota; Fungi; Ascomycota; Sordariomycetes; Xylariales; Xylariaceae
Exons: 2
Coding region: 1-2310 (769 amino acids)
Biological process (GO): anatomical structure morphogenesis; negative regulation of transcription by RNA polymerase II; cell differentiation
Molecular function (GO): DNA-binding transcription factor activity, RNA polymerase II-specific; RNA polymerase II cis-regulatory region sequence-specific DNA binding
Source: RefSeq, a predicted model, not a curated record
AUGACAACAAAUCCUCGGGAUGUUGAAGAGGCAACGGCGCCGGCGGCACCAGUAGUAACGCCGAGAAAUCCCCUUCCGCCAACGCCGGAUUCUUAUCGCCUCGGCGACGCAUCCUCUUCUGCUACCACGCCAACUAGACCGUCUCGUAAACGGGUCCAUUCGAUCGACGUGGAAGAGGCCAACCAGAUCCGGAUGCGAGACCUUCGACUCUACACUCCCAGCACCGCCAGAUCGACUACGACCGAGGGGCCGAGAGAGUUUAUAUGCCUCUGUACGAAGGCGCCUAAGGUUCCAAGACCACGCAACGCAUUCAUCCUCUAUCGACAACAUUAUCAAGGCCAAGUCGCAGCCAGGCAUCCCGGACUUGCCAAUCCAGAGAUUUCCAAACUUAUAGGCGAACAGUGGAGGGAGCAACCUGAGGAGGUAAAGAAUAGCUGGAAGCGGCUCGCUGAAGAGGAGAAGAUCCGUCAUCAGCGUCAGUAUCCUGACUAUAGGUACCAACCUCGGCGAGGAGGUAAGACAACUAGUGGGAGACCCAUCGCUGCAGCUGGCGAGGAUUCUGGGCAUUGCCCUAAGUGUGGCGGUCGGUAUAUCGCAACGCCGAGGACGCCUUCAACACCAUUCAGCGCCGCGGCCCCCCUACUGUCAGAUCCUGGCUCGUAUAUGUAUCCCUACACUACGCCCAACCCGCGGGUCAUUGAGACGGACCACCUACGACGUGGGUCUGCCUCGACCGCGACGUCAGUUGACGCACAUGGUCGAAGGUAUACGCAGGGGCCGCCGCAACACGUCGGCGAAGAGUCCCCCGCGACGUCUUCAGCGGCGGCGUCACCCGGGGGCACUGUGAAGCGACGGCGCUUCCACGGGCCUGAUAUUUACGUGCCUGGCCCACCUACAGGAGGCUAUAUCACGGCCGAUUCUCAUUACCACCCGCCUUCCUCAACGGCUGGCCCGCCGCCUCAUGUGGGAUACAUCACGGCCGGUCCACAUCCUGCAAGAUAUAUCACGGCUGAUUCUCGAUACUACCCGCCCGCCACAAUGGUUAGCCAGCCGCCUACAGGCCUAGUGACGACCGAAUUUCGAUACCACUCGCCCCCCUUACCGGCCGGCCAACAGGUCUCGGCUACUGGAUACGGAUCAAGUCCUCUCAGAGCGGCUGUCCCAUACAACAUGCCUAGUUAUACCAGUCAUCCAUACACGCGAUCACAUCCGCAGCCGCAGCCGCCGCCGCCGCCGCCGCCGGUAGCAGCAGCUCCGCGACCUUCAACGUCAUACCAACCUGUCCCCACAUCGGUUCGUUCUAGCUCUGGGUUUGAUGAAUCACUUAGAUUACCUCCACUGCAGACUCAAAUCACAAGCGUACCUGGGGAAAACUCGGAGGCAGGCAGUGCGCGCACUAUCUCUGACACUAGUACUCCUGGCCGCGGUGUUGGCUUGGGCAUCUCUCGUGGCCCUAGCGGAACACCAGGACCACCACCAAGCCAACAAGCCAGGUCGAUGAUUCUGCAUAGGCUCAACGUGUUGCACUCGAUUAGCCCACCACUGAAGCCCCCCAGCCCCGGAGGGCCACCGUUCGAAACGCGGGGACCCCUUAUUGCCAUCGAGGGCUCGAUCCCAUCUUUGCGCAAGACGGUAGCUUCUUUGGUGGAAAAGGUUCUCUCCGUCUCAGACGAAUAUGUCGUGAAGACAUGGGUCGAUGGGACUCCGGCUCAGUCAGUCGCGGGUGAGGCAAGCGGAAAGGGUAGCGACGAUAAUGAAAACCGAAAAGAGGUAGAGGCAGGUCUCGGGAAGCCAGCAGAAGUCGCCAAUCCGCUGGCAGGCUAUCUAGUCAGAAUGCUACGAUGGCAUAGGACCUCAGAAGAGCUGGUGAAAUAUAUCACGAGCCGCCCGCGACGCGGUACUGAGAACGGCGAGGGUGGAAAAGAUACCGAGUCCGGUGGAGGCUCGCCCUCGAGCCCGGAUGCCAGACUCCCGGUCGCGGUCAUGGCAGACGGGUACAGCUUGACCGUAUCAGAUAGAUACGUGGACAUGUUGCGCGUCGACGACACGUAUCAUCCGGAAGACCACUGGCAGUGGAUCGCAACACUGUGGCGCGGCAUCGUCGGAGCGGAUCUAACCAUCUACGUCGUCAAGGCGGAGGAGACGGAUGUCCAAGGCCAUAACUGCGUCAAUUUUGUCAACCAGGCAGUCGCGAUAGUGCAUCUGGUGGAGGGCAGAGGGAUGGACGAGAGGGUAGAGCGGCGCCUCGGCUUUGAGUUGAUCGAGUGGAUGCGUGCAGGGAGCUUCAAGGCCGGGUUCGAGAUACGUUGA